This is a messenger RNA of Oncorhynchus nerka (sockeye salmon), 4479 nucleotides long. Its product is annotated as synaptotagmin-7-like. The record is from RefSeq and is a predicted model, not a curated record. Gene Ontology annotation, molecular function: SNARE binding; calcium ion binding; phosphatidylserine binding. The annotation marks the transcript as partial. Lineage: Eukaryota; Metazoa; Chordata; Actinopteri; Salmoniformes; Salmonidae. Gene Ontology annotation, biological process: regulation of dopamine secretion; cellular response to calcium ion; regulation of calcium ion-dependent exocytosis. The transcript has 9 exons. Gene Ontology annotation, cellular component: synaptic vesicle; plasma membrane.
UGUUCCCUCUGGUACUUGUAUUGUACUCACACCAUCACUCUCCCUCUGUAUCUCCUGUUUUCCAAUUAUGUAUCUCUUCUGUCUAUCUCUCUGGUUACCACUAUCCUUCUCAUCUGUCCCUCCUUCCCUCGUCUCUCACGUGCAACUCCUGCAAAACCCUUGUUACCCUCUCUUCCCUUGCUACUCUGUCUGGUCAGUUUUGGGGACCCCUCCCUCUCAGCCGCCUCUACUCUGGAGCACAUUCCAUCCUCUGCAGCAGCCCGUCCUCGCCCCCUGGUGCGACAGCAGAGUCUCCAGCAGCCUCUCACCCACCAGCCCCCUCCGGGCCCCAAUGACCCCCCAGCCACCUCCCAGAGUCUGGGCCAGCUGCACACAGGGCCCGGGGGCGGGGGGCACCGGGGAGGCCCGCGGGGGGUGCGGGGGAGUCCGGCGGGGACAGGUGCUUCCCGGUACAGAGGAGCAGGAGGAGGACGCUCCAGGUCCAACCCAGGCAGCUGGGACCACAUGAUGGGACAGAUCCGCAACAGAGGACUGGAUGUCAAGUCUUUCCUCGAGGGGAAGAUGGUUGUUCUGUCUCUAGCCAUCGGGCUGGCUGAACAAGAUGACUUCGCCAACCUCCCAGAUCUACAGGAAGCACCAGCGUGCCAAGAAAACUCAACUCCACCGGACAAAUCAAGGUACCAGCCAGCUAACCAUCCUAAAAUCCAGACCCCAGAUGAGGCAGGCCGCCUCGGGAACUCCUCUGUCACAGACCUGACCAACUCUGUCACCACCAGCGACAUUCACAUGCUCUCUCCAGGCUCAGAAGAGGACACAGAAGGGCCUGUGGUUGAGAAGCUGGGCCGGAUUCAGUUCAGUGUGGGCUACAGCUUCCAGGACUCCACCCUGACCGUCAAGAUCCUUACGGGCCAGGAGCUCCCCGCCAAGGACUUCUCUGGCACCUCAGACCCCUUUGUCAAACUCUACCUGCUGCCGGACAAGAAGCACAAGCUGGAGACCAAGGUCAAGAGGAAGAACCUCAAUCCUCGCUGGAACGAGACCUUCCUGUUUGAAGGGUUCCCCUAUGAGAAGGUGAUCCAGAGGACCCUCUAUAUGCAGGUGCUGGAUUACGAUCGUUUCAGCAGGAACGACCCCAUCGGGGAGGUGUCCAUUCCCCUUAACAAGGUGGACCUGGGCAACCAGCAGACCUACUGGAAGGAGCUGAAGCCCUGCAGCGACGGCAGCGGGAGUCGAGGAGACCUGCUGUUGUCACUGUGCUACAACCCUCAAGCCAACACCAUCACUGUGACCAUCAUCAAAGCCCGCAACCUCAAAGCCAUGGACAUUGGAGGCACCUCCGAUCCCUAUGUGAAGCUGUGGCUGAUGCACAAGGACAAACGUGUGGAGAAGAAGAAGACGGUGACAAUGAAGUGCUGUCUGAACCCCGUGUUCAACGAGUCCUUCCCCUUCGACGUCCCCGCCCACGUGCUCCGAGAGACCACCAUCAUCAUCACCGUCAUGGACAAGGACAAGCUCAGUCGCAACGACGUCAUCGGCAAGAUCUAUCUCUCGUGGAAGAGUGGUCCGGCGGAGGUGAAGCACUGGAAGGACAUGAUGGGUAAACCUCGUAAUGCCGUGCAGCAGUGGCAUGCCCUCAAGGCCUGAUACUGUAGGUCCAGUCACAUCCACCCAGACCACCCCAGCCCCCUGCCCUGCCCUCCCACCCUAUCGUUAUGCACAAGGCUGACUCGCUGCAGAACAUGGGUACAAAUAGCCACCCAACGCAUCCACCCUACGCAUCCACCCUCUCCUCCUGCCUGUCCUCUCUCAGAUCCCUAAUGAACUUCUCCAUCCUCUACUCCCCUCUGUUUAACCGGGUCCUUUCUGAGUCUUGUUGCUUUUAAGUCAUACCUUCCUCUCAACCAUUGUUUUUUCUCCUUGGUCCACCUUUACUUUGGAGCGGUACACUCUGCCAGCCCUAGGGUGAGCCUCAGCCACCAACAAAAACAGGUUCAAAUAGACCAUAUAAGAACCCUGCGUAAGGAGCUGGUGAGGGGCAUGUCUUUCAGGAAACAUUAUAUCUGUGACUGUGUGACAGACUGACCGACAAGGAAUCCAGUUCCACCAUUAAUCCUGUGUCUCUCCAUCGUUCUCCUGUGGCAGUGAGGGGAGGCUUCUUCUCUCCCUAAUCACUGCUCUCUCUGUCGUCAGAAGCGAUCUGGUUGGCUGUUCAUUUUUUUUGUUGCUUCCCACAUUGACCCUUUGGUCCGUUCCCUUCUGCAAACACACAGAGAAUAUAACAGGAAGGAUUGAUAGAGAGAGAGAGGCAAACCAAUGGAAUAGAAGAGGGCUGGACUGUCUGGAUGAUAAUGGAAUUAGACAAGACACUGUCACUCCACCCCGUUCAUCAUCUCUGAUCUCUUUCUCUCCCACCACUGUAGUGAUUCUUCCCCGGCUGGACCCCCUUGUUGUCUGUGCGUGCUGUGGGUGAUGUGCUGUAACUCCAAAUGAAGUUCUAGAUGAAAAAAGGGGAAAAUGACUGAUCAUUUACACUGGUCCAUGGGGGAAAUGUAAAAAGACAUUCCUAUUUUCUGGAGAGAAAAAAAAAGAAUAAUGACAGAAAAAGAGUAAAGUCAUCAAUGUUGUGUUUUGUUUUUAAAAAGCCUAAAGAGACCAAUCAAAAUGUUCUUCCAGAGACAGUAAAUAGAAGCAAAAAGACAGCUAUUAUUCUGUCGUAUUCUCUCUGUGUGUGUGUGUGUGUGUGUGUGCGUGUGUGCGUGCGUGCGUGCGUGUGUGUGUGCGUGCGUGCUUGCGUGUCAGCGAAAGUUAGAGUGUGAAUGCGAGUGCAAGUGUGUGAAAGUAUUGGGCUUGCACUGCUAUCAAAUGAAUAACGACAAUAUUACUGAUAAUAAUGAUGACAAUAAUAAUCAUCAGUAUUCUACUGGAUAUGUUUGAAGACUUGGAGAGGUCACAGCAGCUAAGCAGUGACAGAGAGAGAGGGGUACAGUCUGUGGGGUAGUGCCUGCUACCUGGUGUGGAACGGUAAGCAGAGGAGGAACUUGACAUGAACCACCAGUCUUCAUCUGAGCUGCUUUCUCUCAAUUGCAUCAUCCACUGCAGAUAACCAUAAAUAAAUGCCCCUCUCCCAACCGAGUCAGUUUUGUUUCUAAUGGAGCACUAAGCCAAUUGAUCUUGUCCCCAUCAAGGUUGGUAACGUUACCUGUUUGUCUCUCUCAGUCAUUUUGUGUAAUUCUGCCUGUCUGUUGGAACGUGUGUCUGGCAGUUGGUCUGUAAGUCAUUUAGUCAACAUCUUAUUCAUUAGUGUGCAUGUUACAGAACACAUUGUUAUAAGAAUAUUAGUAGAUAAAUGUUUAGGGUCUUAGUGGAAGGCUGUUGCAUUACUGGCCAAACCCCCUCUGCUCUGUCCUGCUCCUGAUGUUAGAUAGUUGGGUGUUAGUGGGUCUUCAGGACCAGGGCUGUUUCAUUACAGACCAAACCCCCUCUGCUCUGUCCUGCUCCUGAUGUUAGAUAGUUAGGUGUUAGUGGGUCUUCAGGACCAGGGCUGUUUCAUUACAGACCAAACCCCCUCUGCUCUGUCCUGCUCCUGAUGUUAGAUAGUUGGGUGUUAGUGGGUCUUCAGGACCAGGGCUGUUUCAUUACAGACCAAACCCCCUCUGCUCUGUCCUGCUCCUGAUGUUAGAUAGUUGGGUGUUAGUGGGUCUUCAGGACCAGGGCUGUUUCAUUACAGACCAACCCCCCUCUGCUCUGUCCUGCUCCUGAUGUUAGUUAGUUCGGUGUUAGUGGGUCUUCAGGACCAGGGCUGUUUCAUUACAGACCAAACCCCCUCUGCUCUGUCCUGCUCCUGAUGUUAGUUAGUUAGGUGUUAGUGGGUCUUCAGGACCAGGGCUGUUUCAUUACAGACCAACCCCCCUCUGCUCUGUCCUGCUCCUGAUGUUAGAUAGUUAGGUGUUAGUGGGUCUUCAGGACCAGGGCUGUUUCAUUACAGACCAAACCCCCUCUGCUCUGUCCUGCUCCUGAUGUUAGAUAGUUAGGUGUUAGUGGGUCUUCAGGACCAGGGCUGUUUCAUUACAGACCAACCCCCCUCUGCUCUGUCCUGCUCCUGAUGUUAGUUAGGGUAUUAGUGGGUCUUCAGGACCACGGCUGUUACGGACCAAACCCCCUCUGUUCUGUCCUGCUUCAGGACCAGGCUGUUCCAUUACUGGCCAGACCCCCUCUGCUCUGUCCUGCUCCAGAUGUUAGAUACUUAGGGUGUUUGUGGGUCUUCAGGACCAGGCUGUUCCAUUACUGGCCAGACCCCAUCUGCUCUGUCCUGCUUCAGGACCAGGCUGUUCCAUUACUGGCCAGACCCCCUCUGCUUUGUACUGCUCCUGAUGUCAUCCUGGUGUGACCUGUUCCAAGCUUAAGUCUCUCUCUCAUCACACAAUGGGCUGAAUGAUAACUACAAGAGUAAUAAUAUCAACUAAACCUAUUUUCUGUUUA